Oppia nitens is the source of this 873-nucleotide messenger RNA. Its product is annotated as methylthioribulose-1-phosphate dehydratase-like. Gene Ontology annotation, cellular component: cytoplasm. Bases 91 to 747 code for a protein of 218 amino acids. The record is from RefSeq and is a predicted model, not a curated record. The transcript has a single exon. Gene Ontology annotation, molecular function: metal ion binding; methylthioribulose 1-phosphate dehydratase activity. Lineage: Eukaryota; Metazoa; Arthropoda; Arachnida; Sarcoptiformes; Oppiidae.
AUAUAAAGUUUGUUUUCAAUGAAUUUCUAAACUUUAAUAUAAUAUAUAUUUAAUUGAAAUCAAUAUCUCGUGUCUUAAGUAAUAAUAACAAUGAGUGGUGAUAGUGAUGAUCCCCGACAACUGAUCCCACAGUUGUGUCGACAGUUUUACGAUUUGGGUUGGGUAUCGGGAACGGGUGGCGGUAUGUCUAUACGUAAAGGUGACCACAUAUAUAUAGCACCGUCGGGGGUACAGAAAGAGCGCAUCCAAAGUGAUGAGCUGUUUGUGAUAGACAUGAAUGAAGAAGUGUUGGAAAGACCAGAUGGUGGCAAAAAUCUUCGACAAUCUGAAUGUCAGCCUCUUUUUAUGGCCGCUUAUAGGCUGAGAGGUGCCGGUGCUGUGGUUCACUCUCAUUCAUUGAAUGCCGUGUUGGCCACUCUGGUAACAGAUGGCAAUGAGUUUCGUAUAACACAUCAGGAGAUGAUUAAAGGCAUCAAAAAGGGAUCAACUAAUGAAAGUCAUCGCUUUGAUGAUACACUUGUGGUGCCAAUCAUUGAGAACACGCCGUUUGAAAAGGAUUUGACGGAUCAGAUGGUUGUGGCCAUCAAUAGCUAUCCAAAUACUAAUGCAGUUCUGGUCAGACGUCACGGCCUUUACGUUUGGGGUCUGAACUGGAAGUCCGCUAAAACUAUGGCUGAAUGUUAUGACUAUCUGUUCAAAGUUGCCGUUCAAAUGAAAUCAUUAGGUUUAGACCCAAACAAACAUUAGAUCCAUUGAUUGACCCAAAAAUAUAUAACAAAAUUUAAUUAUAAUUUAAUUAAUUGUUUUGCUCUCGUUUUUAAACCCUUUUUUAAAUUAGUUUUUAUAACUUUUUAUAUUGAUAUAUGAGUAUAA